UCAGAAAGAGAAUCGCUAGUCGCUGUGUGUGUGUGUUGUGGAGUCGCUUAGCUUUUAGCUCUUAGCGGUAGCUUUAGUUUUAUUUACUUAACAAACCCUUUUGAUCACUUAAAUCGUUCAUCUGAAUUAGCGAAACAUGUCUACUCCUGCUAGACGACGGCUUAUGAGGGAUUUCAAACGGCUCCAGGAGGAUCCUCCAGCUGGUGUGAGCGGAGCUCCAUCUGAGAACAACAUCAUGGUGUGGAACGCGGUCAUAUUCGGCCCUGAGGGAACACCUUUUGAAGACGGUACGUUCAAGCUGACGGUGGAGUUUACAGAAGAAUAUCCUAACAAACCUCCGACUGUGAGAUUCGUCUCCAAGAUGUUUCACCCGAACGUGUACGCAGACGGAAGUAUUUGCCUGGACAUUCUUCAGAACCGCUGGAGUCCGACGUACGACGUGUCCUCCAUCCUGACCUCCAUUCAGUCGCUUCUAGACGAGCCGAACCCCAACAGCCCGGCCAACAGCCAGGCGGCUCAGCUGUACCAGGAGAACAAGCGCGAGUACGAGAAGCGGGUUUCGGCCAUCGUGGAGCAGAGCUGGAGAGACAGUUGACCCCACACACACACACACACACACACACACACACACACACACACACACACCCUACCCUCUUUGACACUCACCUCCCGUUUCCGUCGCUGUUCAGCGGAAAAUAAAUAUUUACUCUUUUUGGGUUUGUUUUUAAGUUUUUUUAUGCACUUUACUUAUCGUACAGGAUCGUGGUUUUGUGCUUCUUGUACACGAUCGAGUGUGAAAACCCUGCACGUCUCAUUUCCGUCCAUUUCCAACACACACACACACACACACACACACACCGUUCUAAUCUCAUCAGGAGGCGAUUACUUGUGCUGUAUUCUGAAUAAAAAACACUCACGCUGAGAUCUGAAGAAAUGAAAUACCCUUAGAUUCUCAAUUAUGAUAAUUAAAAAAAAAACAAGAAAAUAAACAAACAUCACUCAUGUCAGUAUUUCAGGAUGAUAUAUAUUAUAUAUACGUUUUUUUUUUCUUCCUAGUCUUUGAUGUCGUACGCUAUUCUGUGCAUGAAUGCCUGCGUAUGAGUGUGUGUGUGUGUGUGUGUUUCAGCAAGCUUGUAUAUAAGACACAUGAUGGAUUAUAUAUGUACAGAUUUUGCACUGGUUGUCAGUCAUUUUUUUCCAGCACUUGUAAAUAAUGGAAAUAAAAAAAAGCAGUUAUGCUGAGAACUCGA
Pangasianodon hypophthalmus (striped catfish) is the source of this 1250-nucleotide messenger RNA. Its product is annotated as ubiquitin-conjugating enzyme E2 A. The record is from RefSeq and is a predicted model, not a curated record. The transcript is spliced from 6 exons. Lineage: Eukaryota; Metazoa; Chordata; Actinopteri; Siluriformes; Pangasiidae. Gene Ontology annotation, molecular function: ubiquitin conjugating enzyme activity. Gene Ontology annotation, biological process: protein polyubiquitination; DNA repair; proteasome-mediated ubiquitin-dependent protein catabolic process. Gene Ontology annotation, cellular component: HULC complex. The coding region runs from base 137 to 595 and encodes 152 amino acids.